Messenger RNA from Volvox carteri f. nagariensis, 1341 nucleotides. It is a transcript of the gene phV18, whose product is annotated as extracellular matrix glycoprotein pherophorin-V18. NCBI's taxonomy places the organism in Eukaryota, Viridiplantae, Chlorophyta, Chlorophyceae, Chlamydomonadales, Volvocaceae. The transcript has 7 exons. The record is from RefSeq and is a predicted model, not a curated record. The coding region runs from base 316 to 1341 and encodes 341 amino acids.
GGGCUCAUCACUUACUUCCCCUACUUUGAGUGCAUUCGGAUUCCGGCUUCCUACAGCUUGGCUCCCGUUGUGACCUACAAGGGCAGCGGCCAGUACUGCUUCACCAUCUUGGCCGCCAGCUGCACUCGCAACCAGUGCUGCAAUAGGGAUCUGAAAAAGAUUGAGUUCAACGUGUACGACAGCUGCGUCGUAAGCGGCGCUUCCGUGUCGGCGACCGUCAACGGCGUCCCUACAAAGGUCGGGCCCAGCUUUGACAAGCCGUACAACGGACCCGUUGGCAGUGCCCUACUGCGCGUAACGCAGCUUGGACUAAACAUGACGAGCAACGGCACCGAGAUAUGCUUGACCCUCAAGCCCAACCGUGCCGGCCAAGGCUGUACGACAUUGGAGCAGCUAUGUGUUCCGCCCAACGGCAUGGCGCCUGGCUCGUGCCUGACCGCGAUGUUCGACACGACCCUUGACUGCUGUACGACAUCCCGUACUGGGACGAAUGUCGCAUCGCCGGGUACUCCCCCCCCCUCUCCAUCACCUCCGAUUUCCUCUUGCGACAUGUGUAUUGACCUGACGAUUGAUCCAGCCCGAGUGUUUCCGCCGUACCAGUUUGACAGUUUCACAUGUGAAGUAGUGCAGACCUCUAUUUCGUACGAUAUUAACGAAAAGGCCGCCUCGAUGGGCCUUAUGCUGGCGCAAAACUUCUCGGUCGACGCCAGCAAGUGCAGCUCUGAUAAGAUCAUUGUUUGCGGGAAGUUUGCUUCGGAGUCUGAUGCUGCGCAGCUGGAGGAGUGGACUCGAAUUCAGGCGGAGCAGUUUUGGCUGUACUCGUUUGCAAGCGCCUGCACUCCCGUCAUGUAUGGCUACUCGUUCCGGAUUACGACCGACAAGUGCAUGGAUGUUGUAAAGUCGCGGACUUGCUCUUUGGUACAGAGCGAUUUUCCUUUUUGCGGGUGCCAACGGAAACGCUACUCGACACCCUUCUACGUGAGCCCUUCGGCGUCGUCUGAGCAAGGCCGUACAAGUGAUACGACACUGUACUGCUUCACCUUGGGCGUCCUUCCAAAUGAAUUUGCUCUGCUGCCGGGCCGCUGCAACUCGAGCAGUAAGGUGGCCAAGGUCGAGAUUUGGGCUAACGAGGACCGCCGCGGCAAGCUGCGGGGAUUUCGCCUCUCGACUCCCGACGGCAAGACCAGGUGGCUGUCCCCAUCCUGGGGCGACAAGGGCAGCAACACGGCCAAAGUUUCUGGCCUGACUUGGAACCGGGCAACUGCUAACGGUGCAGAGAUUUGUAUGGAGCUGAAGAACGAUAUCACUUUGCAAGAGUUUUGCGUGUCUAAUGUCUGGUAA